Molecule: messenger RNA, 611 nt
Organism: Trematosphaeria pertusa
Lineage: Eukaryota; Fungi; Ascomycota; Dothideomycetes; Pleosporales; Trematosphaeriaceae
Exons: 1
Coding region: 35-526 (163 amino acids)
Source: RefSeq, a predicted model, not a curated record
AACUCCCGAGCAUACCCAAUGCAUUCAUAACCUCAUGCAUCUAAUGCCUGAUAAAGCCGCUAAUGCAAUAAUGAGCCAUCCCCUCAUCCAUUCGCCCACCAUUCUCCCACCAUUCUCCCCAUCAUCCCUCAUAAAGCAUGAAGUCAUCCCUCAUGGAUUACAAAAGGAAUUAGGCGGUCGCAUCGUCCAAGUAAAAAAACGCCGAAUUGAAAAGCCCCACAAAAGCCAUAUACUCCCGAAGUAUGAUGAAAAGAGUUUUAUGCACGGUACCACUGCCACUGCCAUCGGAUUGAUUGGAGUCGGGUAUCGCUCCCUACCCCACUCAUUCUCGUCUUGCCUCUUUCUACUACUUUCGCGAGAAAAAGCCAAACGCAUCCUCCUUUUUAGAUUGCAAAACAGAUCUGCUGCACGGCACUGCCGCUGUAGAUCGAGAAGAGUAGUGAGCGGAAAACCGUUCAGAUUUAGAAGAUCUCGUCAUCGAGACUGCUUCGAUAACUCUCCAGACUCUCUGUAUCUGCUUGAAUGAGAGUCAGCACACAUUCUUCGAGUUGAACCCGCACCGAAAGCAAAGGAAAAACGAUCGAUCACAGCAAACGAAGCUUGGUCAUAUC